GACCGCCAACACUCUGUCCAUAGUCAGCCAUUCAAGUGCUGGUUCAGACAGCUCUGGAUUUGGAGGCUGGGGACAUUUGGGUUUGUCUGCUACCUUGGCUGUUCAGUCCCAGUUGGGUGCUUUUCCAGAUUGGUGGCGCACAUAUGAAGCACAUGUCAGAGGAGCAACAGCCUUCUUCCCACAUCUUCUGAGUCUGCCUCCAAUGUUUGCACAGCAUCUCCAGAACCAAGAUCCAGUUCACUUGCAAUCACACAAUUCAGGUCUAAAUGGAAUGGUGAAUGGUAGCAUUGGAUCAGCAUCUCCUGGGAACUCUGUUAUGAACACAAAUUCGUUCCUUGUGAAGGAAAGCAAGAAAAUGACUAAAGUCAGCUGUAGUAGGAGACAAGAACACAGCCAAGACAUGGACCAAAUGGAUAACAGGACCAUUGUGAAAACAAUUGAAAAGAAAUCCAGAAAACAAACCUUAGAGACUUUUGCCUUGAGUGGCAGCCAUGCAGGAACAUCAUCAGAGAGCUCCAGUGAUGGUGAGCAGAGCAGCAGUGAUCCUGAUGACACAGAAGAAGAAGAAGAAGAUCACGAUGAAGUGGGUCAAAGCAAUGACAGUGAGGAGUCUGAUUCACCCGUGAAGGCUCAAGUAAAAAAGAGUGUGAAGCGGCUGACACAGAACACUUCAGACUGGAAAAAGAAGAGAUCUUGCACUGCUGAUGCAAAAGCAGCUCAAGGGAGUCACUAUGUUCUGCCUCAGGAACAUCACCACAGUGUUCCAGGGACUUCCUCGUACUUCAAGCAGACCUUGUCCAACCCUGUUGGCCAAAGUGAUUCCUCAGUGGUGUACCGUCAGAACCUCAGGAUGACAGAAGAACGGCAGCAGCAUAUCAGUGUCAUACAAACUACAGGGUUCGCAGCCACCAACUGUUCAUUAACACAGUCCAAUAUGGAGGGAUCUUCUCUAGCGUCCAACACACCACCCAGCCUGUUUUCUGUCUCUUCACCAAAGCACUUCCCCUUGUCCACACACAAACACAUGCCUCCUUCCACUUCAUCAAAGCUCUUCUGUCAUUCUUCCUCCCCCAAGGACAGUUCUGCCUCUAAUUCUCCCAAGCCUCUUUCUCUCUGUUUUUCGUCUAAAUCCUCAACUCUCAUGUCAAGACCUCCCCUUUCCUCCACUGCUUUCCCCAUAGCACCAACAUUCCUGGCUUCUCAAAAUCCACCACAGACAACCAAAUGUGUGGUGGCCUCUGUCACACAACAUGUUGACAGUGUGAAGAUCAACAGUAAUGAAACCUCAUUACAUGAAAACACUUAUAAACUGAAACAGGACUUCUUCAAGCAGUCUUUCACUCUACCACCUAAAACCCAGGAUUCAAAUAAAAAUGGCAAAGUUAUUGUUUCAUCGUCAUCAGUGAUAACUGCUAAACCUUCUCCAGAUACAAUAAGCAGGCAAAUAAAGUGUGUCCCACACAGCAGUGGCAUCAGGCUCUCCCGAAGCCAUCACCUCAAUGGAAUGACCCCUUCUGCAGUUCAGGAUGCCCCUUUAGCCCUCAUCAUGAAGACUCACAGCCACAACAGAGUAGAUAAUAAAAAGCCCCCUCUCCUGGCCACCAGCUCUCCCUCUCCCAUGCCUGUCAACUUGAGCAUUGGCACCAGAGAGUCACCAGGCAGCUGUGUCACUUCACAAAAACCUUCUGGACCAUCCGGAGUGAUGAUAACUGAGAUUCCCAAGUCUCUGCAUGCAGGAAAAAGCUUGAAUAAAACCAUUUCUCCCUGUCCACUAGUGGACCAAGGCAUCAAAUCUGAUAUCCAUACCAGCAAGGAUUCUGACAAUUCUUUAGGGGAUGAUGAGAAUGAUGUAGAAGAUGAAGAUUCUGGCAGUAGUUUAUCAGAGUCUGACAGCAAUCUGGAGAGUGACUCUGAUGGCUCUGAGGGGCAUUUGAAAGCACGUGGUGAGACUGAGGCAGAUGAUGCAAGCAGGGGUCGUGCAAGACUUGGCAAAGUCUUCUUGUUCCCUCACAGGUCCUUCAUGGGCCUUUCAACCAACUCCUCUGCACUUGACCUGCAGUUCAUCAAGUCCCAUAGUCUACCCAUCCUUGCUACCCCCAACCCAAAGACCGGCUUUAGGUUGUUGAGCAACCACAGUACUUCAUCUCCAUCCUACACAUUUUCAAAAAUGCCAGGAUCAGUGGCGAGAAGGAGAAUAACUGAUGAGAGAGUUCUGCAGUUACCACUUGCAUUUGGAUGGAAGAGAGAAACCCGUAUUAGUACAGUGGCGAGUCGUCGACAAGGAGAAGUUGUUUACUUUGCACCAUGCGGGAAGAAGCUGCGUCAGUAUCCUGAUGUAAUAAAGUAUUUACUCAGAAAUGGAAUAACUGAAAUCUCACGGGACAACUUCAGUUUCAGUACAAAAAUAAAAGUUGGUGACUUUUAUGAAGCCAAGGAAGGGCCAGAGGGUCUACAGUGGUUCUUGUUGUCUGAAGAGGAGAUUGCUCCCAGUAUCGUAGCACUGGAUGGGAGGCGCAUCCGUCGCACAAAAACAGAGCAGAAACUGACGGUUGAUGAAGCUGAUGAUGGGCAAUUGAAGGGUCAUUCUGCUGCUGUUGGUGAAUCUAAUUUACAGGUUGUCAGCAAUGCCAAGUUACAACAGAAACUGGAAACUAAAGAUACAGCUCAACGGGCAGCUCAGGUCCAAAUGAUGAGAAAACUUGAGAAACAAGCGUUGGUGCAGGCCGUUAAGGAAGCGAAGCGACAACAAGCAAUAAUGAUUGCUGAGGAGAAGCGUAAAAAAAAGGAACAGAUGAAGAUUCUGAAACAGCAAGAGAAGAUCAAGCGCAUUCAGCAAGUUCGUAUGGAGAAAGAACUCCGUGCACAGCAAAUCCUUGAGGUGAAAAGAAGAAAAAAAGAAGCUGCAGCUAAUGCCAAAAUAUUGGAGACUGAGAAAAGAAACAAGGAGAAGGAGAUGAGAAGAAUGCAAGCAGUUGUAUUAAAACACCAAGAGUUGGAGAGGCAUAGACUAGAUAUGGGGCAGGAGAGACGCAGGCAGCACAUGAUGCUCAUGAAGGCUAUAGAAGCCCGUAAGAAAGCAGAGAAUAAAGCUCAUUUGAAGCAAGAAAAGAAGGAUGAAAAGCGAUUAAACAAGGAGAGGAAACUGGAGAUCAGAAGACUGGAGCUGGAAAAGGCAAAGGAGCUGAAGAAACCAAAUGAGGACAUGUGCUUAGCAGAUCACAAGCCCCUUCCACAGUUAUCUCCUCUCCCAGGCCUGGUCUUAUCAGGAAAAACCUUCUCUGACUGCCUGAUGGUUCUGCAGUUUCUGCACCGCUUUGGCGAGGUGCUAGGAUUAGACAUACGCGCAAAAGUACCCAGCCUACAUGAGCUUCAAGCAGGGUUGCUUAACACUGGGGACAAUAUGGGUAAGGUGCAGGACCUGCUGGUGAGCAUGCUGUCUGCAGCUGUGUGUGAUCCCGGUGUAGCCCCAGGUCACAAGAGCAAGACGGCUCUUGGGGACCACCUGACCAGUGUGAAGAUAAACAGAGACAAUGUUUCUGAAAUCCUGCAAAUAUACAUGGAGGGUCAUUGUCAGCACACAGAGUUGGCCGAGCUGGCCCUCAGCGUCCAGACCAAAGCUUUUCAGGCCCACAUCCCUUCACAGAAAGCCACCAUACUAGCAUUCCUGGUUAAUGAGCUCUGCUGCAGCAAGGUCGUGAUUAGUGAGAUUGACAAAACCAUAGAUCACAUGACCAGUCUGAGGAAGGAUAAGUGGGUUAUUGAGGGGAAGCUUCGCAAACUGAAGAGCAUCCAUGCCGACAAGACAGGGAAGAGAGAGACCAGUGUGGGAGGAGAGGAGAGACAAAACUUUGCCGUCCCCCUUGCCAGACAGAAAUGUAAGAGAAAAGAUGGAGACAGUGAGGAGGAGGAAGAUGAGGAUGUGGACAGUGAAGAUCAAGCAGAUGAUGAUGAUGAUGUGCAGGAAAUGAAAGGAAAGAAAGUACAUACAUGUGAGGAAGAGGAUGACAGUGAUCACACAGCCAGCGUGGAGGAACUGGAGAAACAGAUGGAGAAAACAUACAAGCAACAGAGUCUGAUAAGACAGAAACUGUUUGACUCCUCUCACUCACUGCGCUCGAUGAUGAUUGGCCAAGACCGCUACAGGAGGCGUUACUGGGUGUUGCCACAGUGUGGAGGCAUCUUUGUGGAAGGCAUGGAGAACAGUGAAGGUUAUGAAGAGGAGCUGAAGAAGGAGAUGAAAGGGACGAAUCAUGUGGUGAAGGUAAAAGAGGAGGAGCUAGAGGAGAUGAAGAACACUGAGCAGCCAGAGAAGAUGAAGGAGAUAGUGGUCUCCAGACCAGCUUGGAUCACAGAACAGGGAGGAGCCAAACCACAGGACCAGCAUAACAACAACCUUUUCAGUUUUUUCCUUCAGAAGCCUGACUGCUUUUCUAAACUGGGCAAACUCUUUGAAGUAGCUAAAGAGACUCCAGAGGCAGCCACUAGUCCUCAAAAAAGCCAAAACACUGAAGCUAUGAAACUCUCAACCGCUGUAUCACAUCCCUUAUAUCCCACCUCAAAAUCGGGAUUGUCCUGCAGCGUCCCAUCUGAUGCUUCUCAUAUGAAACUGAGAGAAAAAACAAAUACUUUUCUUCCACAUCUGCAAAGUGCCAACAAGCACAGAAACAUUCCCUGGAUGACCUGCAGCUCCCAAUCCAUCCUUCCUGACCAGCUCCCCAAGACACUUGCAGGAAAAAGCAGCCCGUGGUUUAGCCUCUUGCCUCGCUCUCCUUGCGAUGACUCCUCCGUUACACGCGGCUCCAUCCUUCAAACACCCUCUUCCUCUCCAGAAGAUCCCAUAGCUACAGCUAACUGCAGCAUCCUUGCUGGAACCAAUACCAUGCAGUUGUCUGUACAUAAUGUUCACGAAAAACCUGGCAUUCAUCAAAGCAGACUUCCACUCUGUGGUAUGCCCAGAGCAGUGAUGAGUUCCACCCCGACCUUUCCCAGCAGUUAUCUGCCCCCCAUGUUGGAUUUGGCCUACCACCAUGCAGAGGGUCAUGGGGACAAGCCCUUCCUGGCAAAUAACAACUUUCUCAGUGAGAGUGAGAUUUCGAAGCCCCUGAGUGUUGAGCCUUCUUAUGCUUCAUUCCCUGCUUUGGAGGGCUCCAAGACCCAGGACUACCCUCAUCCUCAGCCUGUUCCUGAGGCGAUGGUGCGAGGCUGGUGGAGGGUGUCAGACAUGGACGAACUACACAGUCUGAUGGAAGCUCUACAUACCCGAGGGAUCAGAGAGAGGGUCUUGCAGAAACAGUUUCAAAAGCAUAUGGAGUAUGUGACCCAGUUCUGUUCUAACAGUAAAGACGCAGUGAUCGAUGCAGAAGAGCUGGAAAAACAGGAGGUGAGUGAGGAGACGGUAAAGAGCUGGUGUGUUGAGGAGCAGGCCAUGGAAGUGGACCUCAGUCUGCUGCAGCAGGUUGAAGUUCUGGAGAGAAAAGUCAUCUCUGCUAGUCUGCAGGUCAAGGGCUGGAUGCACCCUGACCCAGAGUCACACAGGGAGGAUCUGGUUUAUCAUGAGCAUAAACCCUUCUGUUGCCUGGCUGUGAACAAGACAAGGUGGAGAGACGUUAUCCAACUGGAAUGUCGUGGCAGUGUGGUGCGGCGUCCAAACAAUCCUCUUGACAUAGCUGUCACCAGGCUGGCAGAGCUGGAAAGGAACAUCAAGCAAAGCAGUGAGGAGGAGUCCUCUCCAGGUAUGAGGCUGUGGCGCAAAGCCCUCAGUGAAGUCCGCAGCUCUGCGCAGCUCUCACUCUGCCUGCAGCAUCUGCAGAAAUCUAUCGCGUGGGAGCAAGCUGUCGUUAAAGAGCACUGUCAGCUAUGUCACAGGGAGGAUAACGAGGAUCUGCUCUUACUUUGUGAUGCCUGUGAUAAAGGCUGCCACACCUACUGCCACAAUCCCAAGAUCACUACAGUCCCACAGGACGGGUGGUUCUGUCCCAGUUGUUUAGCAAAGGAAAACAGUCACUCCCGGUCACAGCAGAGCCGGACAGCCAGGGGCCUGAAGAAGGGCAGUGAGGUCAAAGGUCACAGUAAGACUUUAGUGGCAGCGGAGCUUCUCAACAAUGAAAUCAUCAGCACCCCUAACAUCUGCAAUGUUUCAAAGAAAGGUACUAAGGAGUUCAGAAAGAGGAAAGGAGAGGACAGCCCACCCAGAACCAGGAAUGACAGCGCCACCUGCUAUGCAAAAAAAGGAAGAAUAGACAAAGAUGAUGUCAGCAAUCAGCUGGCGAUGUGCUGGGAUCUGCUGGCUGAACUGGAGGUCCAUCAGGAUUCGUGGCCCUUCCUCAUGCCGGUCAACCACAAGACUGUGCCACGCUACAGGAAGGUCAUCAAGAAACCCAUGGACUUCUCCACAAUCAGAGAUAAACUCCACAACAACCAGUACUUGACCGUGGAGACAUUCAUCGGUGAUGUGAAUCUGGUUUUUGAUAACUGUAAAAAAUUUAAUAAAGAUGCUUCAGAAAUUGGACAAGCAGGUCACAGAAUGAGAAGAUUCUUUAUUAAACGAUGGACAGAAGUGCUCAAGCAAAAAUGACUGUGGACUUUUUAUUGUUUACACGUCAGCCUCCUCUUCUGAUGAUUGUUCGCGAUGCUACUUCUAAAUAGUAAUUCUGGAUAUGGAGGAUCCGUGCAUCGUAAAGGGAGAAAUGUUCCUACUGCUUUCUGGUAGGUGUUUAGUUGGGUGAAUAUGUUAAAGUGCAAUACUGUUUUCCUCAUUUAAAGCACUGACUGUUCUCAAUAAAUAUGGAAUUAAACCUUUUGUGUAGUUGGGCAAUUCUACUGUAAUUGAAUUACAAUGUUAGCAAAAUCUGGCCAUAUUUUAUCUUUAAAAUGUGCUCUGAUUGUAAUGUGAUUUCCUUAGAAUGACCCAUUUAGGGUUUAUUUUCGUUUUCCAUGCAGUUGAAUAUGUUUAUUUGGCCUGUGUUUAUGUUUUCAGCCUCUUUUCUAACUAAAUGUCAGGAUCUCUUUAAAAUGUUAAAUACUGAAUAAAACAUUGAAGAUUUUUAUAGGUUUUUGACUUAACAGUAGCAGAUAUUCUGCUGUUAAAGGGACACUUGAUAAUGUUGAACUUGAAGCUGGUUGGAUGACAUCUAGUGGUAAGGUAUUGCAGCCCAUCCAAUUCUCCCUACCCCAUAUAGUCACAUCCAGGGUUCACAACCUUACACAUAUUUCAAAGUUCCACAACUAUCAUUAAACAUCCAAUUGCCAUUGUCAUCUUUGUGUCUUUUGAUUAUUUCAUUUGUCCAGUCACAGUCAAUGAGCUGGUAAACAUAGACAUCGCUAACAGCUAGCAGUGCUAACUGUUUCAAGUCCUGUGUCCACACCGGG
This is a messenger RNA of Thalassophryne amazonica, 7368 nucleotides long. Its product is annotated as bromodomain adjacent to zinc finger domain protein 2B. Lineage: Eukaryota; Metazoa; Chordata; Actinopteri; Batrachoidiformes; Batrachoididae. The record is from RefSeq and is a predicted model, not a curated record. Bases 203 to 6574 code for a protein of 2123 amino acids. The transcript has 35 exons. Gene Ontology annotation, molecular function: protein binding; DNA binding.